AUGAGCUGUGGUGCAAUCGUAAACUUCGCAGCUACUGCGAAUAGGUUGAAAGAGACACAGGAAGAAAAACUGCACAAAUCAGCCGUUUUUGGUCCAAUCAGGACGAUAUCAGCGCCAUUCAAGGCACUUGUAUCUGAGUUGUCAGCAGACCAUAAAAAGAAAAAAGAAGAUUCAGUUCUGGAUUCUGUGGCUGGAAAGCUGGGUAUCUCCACCGAAGCCAUUCCCAUUCCCGUCAAAAAGCUAUCGGCUCCUUUGAAAACACUUACAUCCGAAUCACCACCAGAUCAUAAUAACAAUGACAGCGAAAAUGAUUUUUUGAACAUUGUUGCCCAGAAGUUUGAUGAAACAAAGGAUACAGUUGUUGGAAAAGCAAAGGAAGCAAAGGAAUUUGUGGCAAAGGAAGCAAAGGUUGUGAACGAGAAGUUGGAGCAAAUCACAGGAGAUUAA
Cylicostephanus goldi is the source of this 447-nucleotide messenger RNA. The record is from the annotation of a GenBank genome assembly. Lineage: Eukaryota; Metazoa; Nematoda; Chromadorea; Rhabditida; Strongylidae.